AUGUUCUCCGGAACAUUUAAAGCACUGUUAAAAACAGUGGUAAAUAGCAAAACGGAAAAUGGAAAUCAACCAAUUAAAGAACCACUUCGACUUCGAAAAGUUAUGCGAACUGUAUUGGCAGUACAAAAAUUUCUAAAACUUGAAUCCAAUAAAUUCAAACAAUCUAUCGAAUGUGAAUUCGAUAAAACAAUUGCAAUUAAUGAGUUGAAACGUUCCUACGAACAAGGCAAUUUAUUUCAUUUGGAGCAAUGUAAGAAAUUGGCAUAUUAUAUACGAAAGUUUACGAUUACAUUCGAUGAAUUGAGGAAUAUACAUGAAAAUCUGCCACAUCAAUUCAAAAACUGUUUGGAAAGUUUAAAUGGAAAUAUUAAUGAACAAGUUCAUUAUUUUCUUUGUUUAUCGUUAAAGUAUUUAACUCGAAAUAGUGAACAAUUGUCAAAUAAAAUUCAAUAUUCGAAUAUCAUUAAUUUGAUAAAACGAUGUAAUAAUGAGUGUAUCAAUACUGAACUUGUUUAUACAUUAGCAUAUAUGACUGAAAAAUCAACAUUGAAUAAUGAGUUAAUCGAUGAAUUGAAUAGUUUAGUAUUGAAUCGAUCUGAUUUAAACGAAGAUGCAAAAGUUUGUUUAUUAACUCGAUUAGAAAUCAGCAAAAAUGUUGAUCGUCAAGAUCAGCUCAAAACUGAACAUCGAUUUAAAUCAACAAGUCAAUCGAAUAGUAAACAAAAGCCCGCUAAAGUCGUUACCAAAACAAUUCAAACAGUAAAGUCAACUUACAAUAAUAAAGAAUCCGAAGAGACAAAAAUGAUGUUUUUGAAUCUAUCCGAUGCAUUAAAAAAUCGAAAUAAAAUGUUAAACAUGAAAACAACAUUAGAAAAAAUCGAUACUAUCGAUGAUACAAAUGGCGAUGAUAGAUCAAUGUGGAGAACUACUUGGGGAGAAUGUGUGAAUUUAUACUCAUUAGUCGUAUCACAAGGACAAGUAUUAAAAAGUGAUGACAAAGAUAAUUAUUUACCAGAUAAAUUAUUCGGUCGACAUUUUUGUACUGAUACGAAGAUUUUACUGCAGAAUCCGUUAGCGAUAAGAAGAAAACGAAAAAUCUAUUCAUUUUUUAUUAAUCGAAUGAUUGCUGCAACAUUACUUCGAGCAUCGAAAAAACAACAAUUAAAUAAUAAUGCAAUCGAUAAACUAAUGAAGUGCGUAACUGACUUGAAUUCGUUUGUUUCCAUUGCAUUGCAUUGUAAUGAUGAUGUGCUCGAUUUAAUAACCACUUCAAUGUAUGACACGUAUCAUGAAUUCAAAGAAUUAACCGAACCGGUUCUAGCCGUGAAUUUUAUUACGAAAAUAACGAGCAAAACAGUUGAAAUUGUUAUAAAAGAAGGAUGGCUAUGGAAUUCGACUGAAGUCAAACGAAAAAUUUUCGAUCAAUAUGAAUUAACUGAUAUAAUUAAAACUGAAAUCAAUCAACUUCGAUUGGACUGUUUAAAUGCUAUAUAUAAUUGUUCGAUUCGAGACAAACGAAUACUUACUAAAGAUCGAAUAACAAAGAUUCAAAAAUGUUUAAUAAAUCAUCAAGAAAACGAUGGAAAGUUUACGAAAUUAAUGUUUCAACUAAUGAGCAUAGGCGAUUCAAAUAAUGAUUUCGAUUAUCGAACAACAUUUGAAACAUAUAUCGAUGUUUUAGAACAUGAAGAAAGACGUGAAAACAUCGAAAUGAUUAUUAAUUUUCUUAAUAAUCAAGCGAAAGAUCUCAAUCGAAGUCGAGAAUUAUUUACCAAUAAAAUACUUUCGAAAUUAAUUGAAUUAUUAUUUCUUGAAAACUAUGACAUUGAAAUCAAAGAAGAUUUAUUGAAGAUAAUUAAUAAUUAUUUAGAACAUGAAACAAACAAGAGUUUAGAAGAUGAACAUCUCGAUUUAUUGAUACAGUUCAUUUUGAAUUCAAAUGAUUCAAGUACUAAUCUUGUUAAUUUAGUGUUAACAACUCUAUUAAUAAUUGCUGAAAAAGAUAAAAAAUUAUCAAAUGAAAUAGUCAACGAAUUAAUUCAUAAUAUGGAAUGUUUUGGAGAAAAUUCUGCGAAUUAUAUCAUAGUUAUAUUGACUCGAGUUAUUAAAAAGGAAAAUUCUAUUGAAAAUCAAGAAGAAUUAGAAAAAAUCUCAUCGAAAUUAGACAGUACUGAUGUUGCUCAAUUAGAUUCCGAUUCGAACAUGACUUUUACACAACGUUCCGAAGAGAAUCAACAUGGCAAUCAAAUAUCCUUACUUACUGCUAAUCUUCUAUUAUUAUCUAUUGAAAAACAAGUUCGAAUCACGAAUAAAACAAUUGGUAAUUUUGUUUCAGCUUUGAAUAGCGCUGAUAAACAAACAAAAAUCAUUUCAUCGAAAUGUAUUUACAAGCUCUCGAAAUAUAUGCCAUUAGACAAUGAUGUUCUUAGUCAACUGAAAGAUUUCAUCAAUGAUCCAGUUUAUGAUGUUAGUGUCUAUAUUCUUUCAGCUUAUUUAUAUGGUCUAGUAAAAUUAUCUCAAUUUGCUAAUCCGAUCAAUGCAAUGUUUAUGGAUAAUUUGAGUUCAUUAUUUGUUACGGAAAGUUUGAAACUUGGAGAGAUUAAUUUUGCAAAUGAAAUUAAUUUCAAUAUACUUGAAAUAUUUAAAUUCGAAGCAGAAAAACACAAAUUUGACGAUGAAAAUGUCUUUGCCCUAUUCGACAGUAUCUUAACACUAAAUGAAAAUCAAACUGGCACAAUACUUGAAAUACUUCAAAUCUAUACAAAUAAGUAUACAAUACCUUCAAGUACAAUCGGAGCUUUGGAAAAUUCACUUGGCUUUCCUGAACAUUUCGAAAAAUCUAUCUUGAUUUUUCAUAAUAUUAUUCGUAAUGGUCAAAUAGUUACAAGUAAAAUUUUGCAAAUCUUAGCUGACUAUUUGUAUAUGUCGAUCAAUGCUCGACGACGAUAUAAUGCAUUUAAAUUAUUAGAAAAAGCUCGACAAAAUCAAGAUUUGCCCACGAAUAUAUUUUACAAAACUGAAUUGACAAAAGCUGGUUUCAUUUUAUCUCGAUCAAUGAAUAAAAAAUCAAUUCUCCAAUUUCUACAAAAACAAACCAACAAUGGAAUGCAAUUGCCGAUCGAUACGAUUAAAGCAUUAGAAAAUGAAACUCAGAAUGAAUAUGCGCUACAAGUCGUGUACAAUAUAUCAAAAAAUAAACAAAUCAUCCAAUAUGAUUUAUUGAAUAAAUUAAUUGAAGAUUUUGAUCCUCAUCGUGAUCAAUUAAUUUUAAUUGGCAUUUUUGAAAAUGUAGCAAAGAAUAAUCAAACAUUAUCAUUUGAACUUUUACAAAAAUUAGAAAUAGCUUUAAAUCGACAAACAAUUGAAGAUGAAGUUUUUCCAAUAUUUAUUUAUUUGGCACAAAAAGGGGAAAAAUUAUCUGAAAAUAUUAUCAAAAAAAUCUUGAAUAAGAUUUCAUCUGAACAUGAUAUUAUGUUGAAACAAGAACUUUUGACUGCACUGGGAUCAUUAAUUGAAACUCAUCAUGUCGAUAUUAAACAAUAUCAAAAACAAAUCGAAGAAAUUCUAAUCAAAGAAAUCAAUUCAGAUAAUAUUCAUUUACAAAAAGUCUGCAUUCAUAUCUUAAGAGUAUUAUCUCGAUUUGUAAAGAUUAAUUUCAAUCUAUUCAAUGUGAUUAUAACAAUUGGUACAAGUUUAAAUUGUGAUCGAACAAUAAAAGAUGAGAUUUAUUCGUUAUUUACAUUGAUGGAAGAAAAUAAUUCGGAAUUGACGAGAAAAUGUAAAGCUAAAAUUCAAUUGGCUAAUUUAAAUUAUCAAUCAAAUAAUGAUUUAUUAAAUCAACUAAGAACAUAUGUCAAUCAAGGAAAUGAUUUAUUAGAAUUGAAAGAAAAAGCUUUGGAAAUUUUACAUUUAUCUAAAUCAAAGAAUCGAAUAACUAAUGAUCUUAUCGAAAGUCUUGUCCUUCUAUAUGAAAGUACGAAUUCGAAUCAAAUUAAAAAUUCUUGUUCAAAAUUACUCGAAGAUAUCAAUCGUAGUGGAAAAUCUUUGAAUGAAACAGCUGCUGAAAUUGUUUAUGAAAAACAAAGAAAUGAUCAAGCUGAUCAAAUUGAACAGUUAUUCACUCAAAGUAAUCUUUACAAACAAUUAAAAAAACAAUUUCAAUUCAAUGAUACACAAAUUAAUGAACUAUUCCGAAUUCUCAAAAUCAAAACGAACAUUUUAGAAAUCAAAACCAUCGAAAACUUAAUUGAAAUGUCAAUAAAAGUCGAUCCGAUUUAUUAUAAUAAUCAAACAUUUGUUUUUCUUAUUGAACAAACUUUAUUAAUGAAUAUAUGUAAUGAACUUACAUUACCAUGUUACUGUCGAAUGAUCAAAGAGAAAAAAUGUCAAAAAGCUGCCGAAAUUCUUGACAAAUUAGUUCAAAUCGAAAAUGAAUCAUCAUUAUUGCCUGUUCUUAUAGAAUCAAUUUAUCAUUCAUUGAAAAAUUAUUAUUUAUCUGAAAAUUGCAUUAUAUUCUUAGAAAAUCAUCUUAAUCAUACUAAUCGAAUGAUUCGAAGUUUUUCAUUUAAAGGAUUAAGAUCAAUUCGUAAUAAUGAUCAAUAUAAGAAAUCUCAACGAUUUCAAGAUUGGUGUGAUUUAAUAACAGAAAAUUUCUCAAAUGUUGGUGUGCAAAUUGACAAAAUUCCAAUGUAUUUGGAUUUAUUAGAGACAAUCAUUUCGUUGGAAUUUAUUGAUUUAAAUGUAUUUAAAAAAUAUGAGAACAAAUAUUGGAUAAGAGAAUUGAUCAUAUCAAGUUUAUUUGAACAUUUCAAAGUACAUAAUAGAGAAAAGCUCGAGUUUUAUAGUCAUUGGUUUAUCAUUGAAGAGAUUUUUAUGUAUCAGAAAUCUGUGAAGAUGUUGAGUUUAAUUAAUCAGAAAGUCGAAAAUUUCAAAACAAUCACAGAAGUUAUUGAUCUAUUUGUAUGUGUUCGUACAAGAUUGUAUGAUGACGUGAUGCUUAUUUUGAACAAUUACGAAUUUCCUUAUAAGAAAUUGAAAGAAGAUGGAUGUAUGGAAAUGAUGAAAAAGCGAUUUGUAAACAAAAAUAUCAAUGAAAAUUAUUUGAAUCAACUUUGUACAAAUAUUUGUACACAAUUUAAUAUGAAAUUUAUUGAAAAUCUUUUCAAAUGUUUAUCCCGAAUAGAUAAUUUACGAGAAUUUGAAUAUAUUAUUCAAUUCUGUUCGGAGAAAACAGUUAAUUUAAACGAUUUAGUUUUUCAAAAUCUUGAUAUUACUCAAAUGAAGAGUUUAGUUGAAAUCGAUUAUUUAUGCAAGAAAAUUAAAUUCAAUGGUGAAAAACAAACUUCUCGAGAUGACUUAUUCAAUAAUUUACACAUUUUAAUGAAAAAGAAAUGGACAUUUAAUCAACUUGAUGAAUUAAUUGAAUCAUUUAAUUCAAGUUAUUCAAAUCAAAAAUUUGAAAAUUUUCUAAAUAUAUUAAAACUUCUUAAUCAAUAUAAUUUAUCAUUUUCACAACAUGUCAAAUGUAAUCAAAUCAUUCGAGAUUCGAAAAAUUUUGUUGAACAAUUAAAAGGAUUAAAUCGAUUAAUUAUUGAAAAUAAUUUUCAAUUAAAAGGUAAAGUCAAAAAUCCAACAGAACUAUUAAUUGAAUUAGAAGAAAUUAAUGCAAACAAUCCAACUUCAGUCAAAUAUAUAAGGACAGAAUUACCUAAAGAAUUAGAAGAAAUUAAACGAAAAGAUUUGAAAUCAUCAAUUGAAUAUUCUCAAUUGCCAAUAUCUAAAUGGGAAAUUAAACAAAUUAACCAUUGGUCAACAGAGAUUAAAUCUAAAGAAAAACAAUUUAGCAAUGUAGAAGCUAUUGCUGUUAUAAAACGAGCCAAUUUUCUAUUUACUGGUUAUCAUUUGACGGAUACACAAAUCUUAUGCAGUUUAAUAGCAUUAAAAACUGAAUCGAAUAUUCGAGGUAAAUUAUUACAAGUUGCUACUGGUGAAGGUAAAUCGACUAUUGUAUGCAUAUUAGCAAUCAUAAAUGCAUUGAAAAAGAAACAAGUUCAUGUUAUAACAAGUUCACCUGUUUUGGCAGAACGAGAUAGUAAUGAAAAAAAGAAAUUAUUUAAAAUGUUUGAAUUAACUUGUAGUGAUAAUAAUGAUAAAAUAGUUUAUUUACAUGGUCGAAAGGAUUGUUAUAAAGCUGAUAUUAUCUAUGGUGAAGUAUCACAAUUUCAAUUCGAUUCAUUAAGACAUCAUUAUAGUAUGUUAGGUACACUCGGUAAUAGAAUAUGUGAAAUAGCUAUCGUCGAUGAAGUCGAUAGUAUGCUUAUUGAUGAUAGUUCGAAAAUUGCACGUCUUUCAUCGACAGCUGGUGGAAUGGAUUAUUUUCAAGUUGUUUAUAUUUAUCUUUGGCAAAGAUUAUUAUCAAUUAAAGAAAGAUUUAUCAUGUUUAAUAAUACAAUGUAUUUAAUUUUCGGUCGAAUUGAAUUUGAAAAUGGCAAAAUUGCAUUGGAAUACUGUGAUGAGAAUAAUAAUAUUAUCAAAAUACCUGAUUUAGAAAGUUAUAUUUUAAAAAAUAAUGAUAUCAGUCAUAUAGGAGAAAUCAUUCAUGGUGAUUUAGAUGAAUAUUUAAAACAAUCUUUAGAUGAUUAUUUAACGAAUUUAAUUAACGAAAAAAAAUUAGAAAUUCCAAAGAAUUAUCAACAAUUUUAUGAAACACAAAAAUCUAAAUGGAUAUAUAAUGCAAUUGAAGCAUUAAAUUAUCAAGAAAACAUACAUUAUAUCGUACAAGAAGGUCAAAUCAAACCAGUUGACUAUUUUAACACCGGUAUUGUACAAAGUGCAACGAAUUGGAGUGAUGGUUUACAUCAAUUUUUGCAAAUAAAACAUAAUUUAAAAAUGACUUCAGAAACAUUGACAACAAACUUUUUAUCAAAUAUUGGCUUUAUAAAUAAUUAUUCGACUGUUUAUGGUCUAACUGGUACACUUGGUUCGGAAAAAGCUAAACAAGUUUUAAAUCAAGUUUAUCAUGUUGAUUUAGUUAAUAUUCCACAAUUACGUGAGAAACAAUAUCUCGAACUCGAAACUAUCGUUGCUCAAGAUGAAAGCAAAUGGGUCGAACAAAUCUGUUCAACAGUAUUAAUCGAGACGAAAAAAGAUCGAGGUAUUUUAAUUAUCUGUGAAAAUAUUUCUCAUGCAAAUCAACUUGGUGAAUUAUUAAAAAUUCAACAUCGAUCAACAGCCGUUAAACUCUAUACAAUGAACAAUAUGAAUCAAGAGAAACAUGUAGAAAAGAUCUUACCCGGUGAAAUUAUCAUUGCAACAAAUCUAGCUGGACGAGGAACAGAUAUACGUACAGAUGAAAUCGAAGAAUUCGGUGGUUUGCAUGUUAUUAUCACUUUUAUGCCAAAUAAUCAACGUGUUGAAGAUCAAGCUUUUGGAAGAACAGCUCGACAAGGCAAACGUGGCACGGGAUUGAUGAUUAUAAAUGGCAUGAAUUUAAUUGAUUAUAAAAAUGUUAAUACUAAAGAAGUUAAACAGCGAAGAGAUGAAAUCGAAUCAAAGAAUUUAGAUGAAUUUCAAAAUAAUGAACUGAAAUUAAUUCAAAUCAAAGAUAAACUAUUUAAACAAUUUUCUCAAUUUUUAAAUAAUGAAAUUCGUCAUCAUAUUCGAUAUGAGCAAGGAUCCUUUCGAGCAACUUUAAAUGAAAUAACAGAAGUAUUUAAAACUGUCAUGCCAACUGUCUACGAAACAAACAUAAUUGCAGCUGUUGAAGAACAAUGGGCAAUGUUUCUUAAACAAAUCGAUGAUAAUAAGAUACACUUAUAUCAUGCCGAAAAAGAAUGCAAUAAAUUGAUUGAUACUUUAAGAACAGAUUACAAAGAAGGUAAUAUUAUUAAAAAUGCAUAUUAUCAUACAGUAAUUGCAAAUGAUAUUCUUGUAAAUCAAUGGUCAAUACGUAAUUCUUCAAAAGCUAAAGAUGCAUUGAAUCAUUUCGAAAAAGCUAUUCAGUUAGAUGAAGCUGCAUCUGGUGCAGCUUAUUUAGGUGUUGGUUGGUGUUCACUUCUAAUUCAAAAUGAUAAUUAUAAAAAGAAAGCACUUAAAUCAUUUGAAAAAUCAUUAGAAAUCUUAUCGAAUGAAAUGGCUAUGUUCAAUUCCAUGCAAUUACUUUUAGAACGAAAACAACCGACAUUUACUGGUAGUGAACUCUACAAACAAUUUAUGACGAAAACAACUAUUUUAGGUACAUAUUUGAAUAGUAUUCAAAGUAAUAUCAGUGCUAUCAAAAAAUCAUUACGACUUAUUGAUUUGAUUCAAAUUAAACAACAAUGGAAGGAUAAUAUUUUCGAAACGAUCGGAUAUCAUUACGAACUUGAAAGAAAUAGUGAAGAAAAAUUACCAAUUGAAUUACAUAAGAAAACAAAUUGUAAUUUAAUAUUCAAUGAUUUAACAACAAGAGAAGAUAGUGGUACAAUUGAUCAAGCAUUAAUAACUGUAAAUAAUGCAUAUAAAAAAGGAAAACUCUCAUUAUCAUAUGAUGACAUAUCUGUUACAUUGAAACAAACAGAUUUAGAUCGAAUAAAAACUAUGUUUAAUCAAAAUAAAGAAUAUUUUGAUCUAACAAAAGAAUCGGCUAUUGCUCAACUUAAAAGCGAACGAACCAUGUGGAAUACACUUCGUAUGACAAGUUCGUAUCAAGUUGAUUUAAAAAUUAAACCUACUAAUGGAAAAAUUGAAGAAAUCAAUGGUAGACAAAUGAAUGAACUUAUGGAAUUAAUUGAAAAACGAAACGAUGAUACACUUCGAUUUGAUAUGAUUAUUAAAGAUGCAAAUAUCAAUGAAGUGAAUCAAUAUUUCAAAUAUACAGCUUAUGAUUUGACAAAUCUUCAAGUUGAUUUCGAUCGUUUGGAUUAUGAAAGUUUAAAUGCAAAACUUUCUUCAAUCAAAGCCAAGUCUUUAAAUAUCGAAAUGGUUUUGACUAAGUCAAUACUUUUGCCGAUGAUUAAUCGCAAUGUAUGGAUACAAGCUGCAAAAGUAUGUGUAACUGAACAGAAACUCUAUGAAAAAGUCAAUCGAAAUGAAUUAUUAAAACGAGUAAAUGAACUUAAAAAUGAUGAUUCAUAUUUUAAUAUUAAAUUUGAAUCACUACAAGUCAAUCAAAUUCAAAACAUUGUAGAAUAUUGUAAAGAAAUGUCGUUCAGUGUUUCGUUUAUUGACAUUGAUUUGUAUAAAAGUAUUCAAGGUCUUAAUGGACAAGCAAAUUUUCAUUUUAAUAAAUUAAAUAAAUCAACAUCAAAAAUGAUAAUUGAAAUUCUUCGUAAAGAGAAUAUGGAAUUUUCUCUUGUAUUUCAAAAUUUAAAUCAUGAUCAAGUUGAAUAUAUUGUGGCUCAUGCAAAUCUCGAACAAGAAAAUAUACGAAUAAAUAAAGUAAAAAAUAUUAUGGAGUUAUACACAAAAAGUUUUAUGCCUAUUGUUGAAUUGAAUGAAUUUACAGCGAAAGGUAUCGAAUACAUGUUAGAAAUCAAUGAGAAACGAUUUAUUCCUUGGCGAAGUGUCAUAGCUGUUGCUACACUAGCAUCUCUUCAAAUCCUUGCUGGUGGUGUUCUUAUUGCUACUGGAUUUGGUGCAUCUGUGGGAAUGGGUAUAAUCACUGAAGGUAUAGCUGAUAUGUUUACUGCCUAUCGAGCAUUUAGUAAUAGGCAAUUCAAUUGGGCAGAUUAUUGUAAACAAAAGGCUGUUAGUUUAAUCAUUUCAGCUGUUUCAAUGGGCUAUUCGAAGCUUAAAGAUGCUGGAAAAGGUGUCAAGACUCUUGCUGGAUCGGUUGGUACAGAAGCACUUGAACAAGCCGGAACACAAUUCACAACAAAUACAAAAACUGUAGGUCAAACAUUUGUUCAAACAGGCAAAAAUUUAAAAAGUCUUACAUUUAAAUUUACUGGUGUUAAAGUAGGUGAAGCAAUUGCAAGAGAAGGUCUCAACAGUGGUGUGCAAUAUUUAUCGACAUUCUCAUUUGAUUUAAUUAAACCGCAAAUAUGUGAAUCAGUUCAAACCAAAGUUCAAGCGAUAUUUUCUAAACCCGAUAUGACAUAUUUAUUACGAAAAAUGUAUACACUAGAUUUGCAAACCAAAUCAAAAGUAUUACAAUCCAGAAUCGAUCAAAUUGUUGCUGAUACAAUCAAUCCACGACAUGAUUUUGCUCGUAGACAAUGGGAUUCAAUUGGUGGACCAUUACUCAAAGGUAUUUUGGCAGAUUCGAAAAAUUAUGGCGGUGCUAUCAGUAUGACAUUUCGAAUUCUUGGUACAUUGAAUGCUUUACCCACGUUAUAUACAUUAAUUGAUAAAGUUUACGAUGAACUGAUUAAGAAACUGACACAAAUCGAUAAAAAUACAAUGACAUUCACGCUUAUCUUACAUCGAAAUAUGAAGUUGGACAAAGAACGUGCACAAGAUGCAGUGAAUGUAUUUAAACAUUUGAACAUUAUUGACGAAAAUGAUAAUUUAAAACUUUCGUCUUAUUAUGAUGUUGAAGCUGAAUGCAUCGAAUUGAAACGUAAAAUAGAUAAAUUCGAUCAGAAAGAUGUUGUCGAGUUUAUGAAAUUAUUCUGUGAUAACUAUAUACGAGUUGAAUAUGAUUCAUUUAGUCUAAUCAUUAAAUCUGUUGCAGACAAAAUAACUGAACAAUUAAUACAAAUUAUUGAAUCACAAUUAAUACAACCAUGGUCAACAUUAGCAGUUAGUAGUUUAACAAGUCAUCUCUCGAAUCGAAUUCAAGAUAAAUAUUUGGUUAAUAAAGAUCAAAAUUCCGAUAGUCAAAAUGAAGAUCAAAAGAAAUAUGAUGAACUUAAAAAUAAAGAAAACUUAACAGAAGAAGAUAAAGCAUUCAUGAAAAACUAUAGCAAGUAUCGAACAUUUGCCGAGCAAAUCAAUUACAAUGCAAAAGAUCAUUGUAUUGCCUUUACACAAUGUGAAAUAGCUUAUAAUGCAAAGAAUUCGAGCACAGGACAAAAUGAUAAAUCAUCCGAUCAAAAAGUCCAAGAACGUGCUGAUGGUGUCAGAGGUAAUAAACCUGCUACCAUGGGCGAAAUGAGUGCCUUGUUCAAAAAACACGACAUUAAUGCAAAAGUAGUUACUGAUGAAAAUUAUGAGAGAACACAAGAAGAAAUCGAUAAUGGUGUUGUAAUUGUAUAUGUUGAAAAAGGCAGUAAAGAUGCAAAUAAUGUUGAUCAAGUUGGACAUGCUUAUUACAUUGAUGAACAGGGAAAUCGUAUUGACGUUGAAUCUAAGCCCAACGAUUGUUUUUAUGGAGCUUUUAGUAAAAUUUUAGAGACAAAAGGUAUAAACAAAUCGGUGCAAAAUAUUCGUAAUGAAUUAGCUGAUGAUAUUCAAUCGAAUAGAAAUUAUUCGAAAGUAAUCGAAGCAGAAAAUUGGAUGCAUGAACGAUAUCCACAUGAAGCGAAUAGUUUAUUAUUUGCAGCUGGAUUACGUUUAGUACCUUCGAAAGAACACGAAAACGAUAAAAAGAAAUAUAUAAUGGUCAAAGGCAAAAAGAAAACAAAACAACCUUUGACAGAAAACGAAGAAUCGUUUUUGGAACAUUAUGAAGAAACAGCUCAUUUAGAAGUUGAGCCUGGCGAUCCUAAAGCCGUUCGUGACGCAGCAUCGUCAUCGAAUCCGCGUGGUCACCCACAUGAUAAUCCAUUUAAAAAUGCCGUGUUGAAAGGCGAAUGUCCGGUAUCUCCUGAAGAUAGCAGUUACCAUCAUAUCGUUCCAAAUAAUGAAUUAAUGGAUUUGAUACCGAAGGAAACCGAAUCUGGACAGGAACAAAUACAAAAACUAAAUAAUUAUGUAAACAAACCACAUAUUAGUAAAGUUAUUAUUGAGAAUGAUCUCAGCAGUAAACCACAGGCCGCUCACGGCAAAGUAAUUGUCGCAUCGAUCGCCAAUAAUCCACAUAACUACGUUUAUGGCCCACGACCAGACUAUCGAGGAAAAGAUCCAGGAGGAUUGAGAGAUGAUGAAUUACUCGAUGCACAAUCACCUGAAUAUCAGAAUGAUGUUAAUACUUAUGAGGCAAAUAAAAGUCUUGAUACGUUCGGUAAUAUACGAGCCACUCAGCCCGUAAAUUGGGAAGCGAAGCGAGAACCAGGCGACAAGGACGAUAAGUACUUUGUUAAAAAACCAUAG
This is a messenger RNA of Didymodactylos carnosus, 12174 nucleotides long. The record is from the annotation of a GenBank genome assembly. NCBI's taxonomy places the organism in Eukaryota, Metazoa, Rotifera, Eurotatoria, Philodinida, Philodinidae.